AUGUAUAAUUAAAAUAAUGAAAAGGUCAAUUCUCUGUUUGAUUUAGUUGAAAAUGAUUUCAUCGUCAAUUAUUUAUAGGAUCCACCGUAAGUGCUUGAUUUUAUUUUAUUAGCCAUGCAUUUCCAAGAACUAAUAGCAACUAAAAUUUUAUUGGAUUAUAAUAAAAUUUCUCAUUAUUGGAUAAUUAAUAUGAACCAAUGGAUAUGAAAUAAGACGAGCCAAUUGCAGAUGCAUAGAAACAAAAAUCGAAAAAACGAAAAACUCAAAAAAGCAAUGUAAUGAAUUUAAAACCUAUGUGAUUUAGGAAUCUGAACCAAUAAAAUAAAAGGAUCCAUUUUAGUACAAGAAUAACUUAAAGAACACAUACAUAAAUAAGAUUACGAGUUUGGUUUAGCAGGAUAGUCAGAAAUUGUUACAGCAACAAUCGGCAAAAUUUAGAACUUCAGAGGAUGAUAGAAUUGAUAAAAAUAACAGUGUUUCUUAUCAGGACAUUGAGGACAGCACUUAGGCCAAAUUGUUAAGGAACAGAGAAUGUGCCAGGAAUUCAAGGAAGAGGAAGAAGAUUUACAUUGAAUUGUUAGAAAAUCGAGUAAAAUAAUUAAAUGAUGAACUUGAGAAACAGAAAUUAUUGAAUAAGACAAGUGCAGGUUACUUGAAUAAGAUGAGUUAGAAUCAAUAAGUAUUUAUUUAUUAGAAUAUUCUCAUAGUUGCAAGGAUUCUUUUUGGGAAGGUAAUAAUUAUAUGAGAAAUUGGAGAAGUCCAUCCAAAACAAGGCAGAUGAUAAUGAAUUAAAUUUAUUGUUAGACUCAAUGAGAUUUAGAGUUGGUGGAGGUGGCAAAGAAAGAGUAAGUGCAUCCAAUUACUUCUUUAAUCAAAUAUUGGAGAUCUGCUUUCCUGUUCAUGUUCGAUACAUGUUAUGGGCUGCUAGUGAAAGCAAGGACUUAUUUGCUGAUCAAUAAGAUUAAUAAUAAUAGUAGGAAGGGUAGCCUUAAUGGUUGUUGGAUCUGACCAGGGAUCUCUAGAUAAAUGAAAUCCAGAAAAAAUAGAUGAAGAAAUCUUAAAGAAGGAUCAUAAGUGAUAAGAAUAAAUUAUUAGAGUAAUUCAUAUCCAAUAACUUCUAGAAUUUUGACUUAAUUCCAAGAAAUCAAAGAAUAGCUAUAUAAUAAAACUUCCUAAGUGGAGAACUUUAUUGAUGAACUUAGAAAUAUUUUAACUCCUACUCAAGUUGGCAAGUUUUUAAUUGGUUUAGAGAAAGUAUGAUCAUAACUUAAAACAUAGAACAAAUUUAGGAGAGAAAUGACAAUAUCGAAGAUAUGGAAUAUAUUUGAUGAUCAGAGCGACGACGAAGAAGAGGAAGUUGAAGUUAAAGAGGAGGAUUCUGUAGAAGAACCAGCAAAGAAAAAAGUAUAAAUUUGA
Messenger RNA from Paramecium octaurelia, 1416 nucleotides. Lineage: Eukaryota; Ciliophora; Oligohymenophorea; Peniculida; Parameciidae. The record is from the annotation of a GenBank genome assembly.